AUGUCCACCUCGAAGCGCCCGUCCAUCUUCUCCCGCCUGUCCUCGAGCAGCGCCGCCUCUGUAUCGUCGACCUCGUCAACACGACCUUCCCUCCCUGCAGGUAGCCGCGACACCGUCAGCGCCCGCUACGCGAAGGACGGCAAGGGCUACGACUUCAACCUGAGCUAUCCGUACAGUACGAGCGCUGCCAAAGCCUCCUCGACGCUGUCUUCAUCCGAGCCCGACGUCCCGGUCGAGUGCCGCAAGUUCAAUCUUCGCUACGCCAAGGACGGCAAGGGACACGACUUUACCGCGACAUACGUGAACAUGUCGUCGACAGACUCCUCCACCGCCCUCGUCGCCUCCGACGCAAUGGCCGUGGGGGCGAGCGAGUGCAACACGAACAUGAGAUAUGCUUGGCACCAAGGCCGACAAGGGUCCUGA
This is a messenger RNA of Fonsecaea pedrosoi CBS 271.37, 423 nucleotides long. RefSeq lists its product as uncharacterized. NCBI's taxonomy places the organism in Eukaryota, Fungi, Ascomycota, Eurotiomycetes, Chaetothyriales, Herpotrichiellaceae. Bases 1 to 423 code for a protein of 140 amino acids. The transcript has a single exon. The record is from RefSeq and is a predicted model, not a curated record.